Lecanosticta acicola is the source of this 1674-nucleotide messenger RNA. Lineage: Eukaryota; Fungi; Ascomycota; Dothideomycetes; Mycosphaerellales; Mycosphaerellaceae. The record is from the annotation of a GenBank genome assembly.
AUGGACGCCGCCGGUCUGUUGAAGCGCCAAGGCUGGCGAGGCUACGGCCAUGCGCUCUCGCACACCGGAAACGGUCUCAAAAGACCCUUGCUGGUCAGCAAGAAGGUCGACGUCCUCGGCCUGGGAGUCAACAAGCACACUGCCGUCUCCGACCAGUGGUGGAUGCGGGCUUUCGACCAGGGGCUGAAAGAUCUUGGGACGGGAAAGAAGGGUGUACUCGGUAAUAUCAGGGAAAAGGGCAUGGUACAUGGAGGCUUGUACGGGAGAUUCGUCAAGGGAGAGGGUGUGCCCGGGACUUUUGGGGCGCAGGAUGAGGAGAAGAAGGAAGUGGGGAACAAGAGGAAGAGAAAUGAUUUCGAGGAUACACGGGAGUUGAAGAAGGCGAGGAAGCUUGAGAAGAAGGCGAAGAGGCUUGAGAAGAAGGCGAAAAACAGCGGUACUUUCGUAAAAUCGCCUUUCGAAGAGGACAUUGAUCGCCAAGCAAAAGAAUUCGUUCUGGAAGCCGUGAAGCGAGGCCUGCUACCCACCGAAAGGGACUCGAAGCCAUGGAGUAGAUCUUCAGCCUCAGUAUCGAGUACCUACGGCGAGGCGACGGUGUUGAAGCUCUUCGCGGAUGCUGGCCUGGGUACAGAGAAAGCCCCAGCGCAGGUCAAGCUGGACAAAUACGGUCGAGCGAAGCUAAAAAGGAAACUCAAGAGAGCGGCAAAGGAAUAUCUUCGGAGCAGACUGCCGUCCGAAGAGCGCGAGCUAAAAGAAGAGGAUGAAGCUGGACGUGGCAAAGACAGGAAGCUGCAACGCCGGAUCCAGGAAGCGCAUGAAGCCGGAAAGACUACUAGCAUGAUUGCUUCGGAUGAAUCGAAGGCGCUGGAAAUGGAACUCAAGCAGAACCAAAGCAUGACUCGAGAUGCGCAGGCCGAUGGUGACUUGGCUGGGGACAGUGCUCAUGAUUCUGCGAACGGAGCAGACGAGACCCGGCUUGAGACGCGAAAUAAGAAGAGCAAAAAUGUUCCAGGCCUGGGUAAAGUCGAUCGAUAUCCGACCACAGCUGAGAAGAGGGUAAAGAGGUCGCAAGCUCUCGCAGGGGACACAGCACCCGCACUCGACGUGCCACAGAUGAAGGGAGUGGGAUCCAUCGUUGAUACGGCUGGGAACGAAGAUGUUGCAGAGCACGCUACAGUCAGGGAUCCACUGUCUGUCAUCGACGCAAACGGCAAUGUCAGAUACCGAUGCAGCGAAGGGGAGGCUGUGCCCCUUGAUCCUUCAAUAUGGGAAGGCAUCGUGGUCAAGUCGCUCCCUAGGCCAGUGCGCAAAGCUCGAAGAGAGUGGAUGGUACAGAAGCGGGAAGCGCGAAAGCGCGACACGGCUUCGAAGAAGAGCAGAGGCGAGCGGAAAGCUGAAGCUCGCCAGGUACUCGCCACAAAAAUCCUCGCGGAAUCACGCAAGGCCAAAUCGGACGGCAGAAAGGAUACUGCAGCGAUUGUUGACGGAGUUGCGGACGUGCCGCUAGUCAGAAUGGAGACAACGGAAGGUCCCUUCUCGAAACGGGAGGGGGCUCUUGGAAGAAGAGUUGCCAGGAAAGUCUUGGAGGCUGAGAAAUCCAAGGAGGAAACAGAGAGAAGAGCGGCGCGUGAAAGGAAGCGUAAGAACACCGAGAAGAAGACCAAGAAGUCGUGA